Messenger RNA from Ricinus communis (castor bean), 4878 nucleotides. Its product is annotated as putative pentatricopeptide repeat-containing protein At5g59200, chloroplastic. The record is from RefSeq and is a predicted model, not a curated record. The transcript is spliced from 7 exons. Gene Ontology annotation, molecular function: zinc ion binding; protein binding; RNA binding. Lineage: Eukaryota; Viridiplantae; Streptophyta; Magnoliopsida; Malpighiales; Euphorbiaceae. Bases 2888 to 4777 code for a protein of 629 amino acids. Gene Ontology annotation, biological process: RNA modification.
UCCUUGAUCAUCUCACUCUAAUCACCAUUUCUGUUUUCUUUUAUUGGGGGCUCUUUGAUCUUCUUUCUUACUUCUCAGUUUUUCUAUAUCUCGCUUCAACUGUUUCUUUCUCAUUAUUUAUUUUUUUGAUGAUUCUGUGGUUAUUGAUUAUCUUCAAAAGAAAAACCUUGUUUUGUUAGCUCUUAUAUUCAGAUCUCUAUCUUCUUUUUCUUGUCGAGAAAUGUAACGAAAAAUGCUUGAGAAAAAUCUAUUUUAGAUGUUUUCUCUUUUGGUGAAAUUUUCUUUUCAGGUUAAUGUUUUUGAUUGAAUUUAUGUGGAAAGUUUGUUGGCUGAGAGUAAGAUGAAGAAGCAUGUUAGCAGAAACUUUGUGGUUCCAGAUGCUCAAUCAAAAGGUUACUUUACAAGAACACAGUUAUGGAUGAUUUCAAACUUCUUGUAGGUUGCCUUCUGCUUUGACUUAGUUGGUUGACGACGAGAGAGAGCACGUUUGUCAGCAGUCAUGCAAUGGACAUGUCUGUCUACAUGCGUGCUCUCUUUUGCCGUCAUACAAUUUUCUCAAGGAAGGUUCCUUUGCAUUGGCUUAUUGGUAAGCAAGGGACUGUAGCUGGAACUGAUCAGGAUCAGAACCCAUAGCUGGGCAUUUGCACCUGGACUGCCGAUACACGAAGAGAAGUCUAUCUUGUUUUAACAUUAGCUAAUCCUUCAACCCUAAUUUCUGUCAUGUCAUCUAUCAAAUAAAAAGCCAAGGUAACUGUGCAACUUGAUUGAGUAAUUAGUAUGAUUUGCUGCUGUACUGUGGUAGUUGUUACUGUUUUGAUGGUCUGCGGACCGUAGUUCACAUUUAGUUGGCAUCGACGACUAUGAUAGAGACAGACCACAAAGUUACUCACAUUUUGGGUGCAAAGGCUGUUUAUGUGUUUUUUUUGGCUGGCUUCAGUGGGAGGUAAUUGUUAAUUUUUUGGUGAAUUUGUUUAAUGUUAGAAGAUUGCCAUCUCUUUGAGAAUCAGAUUAUCAUAAAGUUUUCCUCAGUUUCCUUUUCUUGUUUUUUUUCUUAUCUGGUUAUUUUUGGAACAGUGGAACUCUUAACUUCAUAGUUCAUGCAUGUGCAAAGUCCACUCUAGAUUCAUAUAGAUAAAUAGCAAUGAUGAUGAGAAAAGUGACUUCCAUUUGUCAUAACUCAAUGGGGAACUGAAAGAUUAGGCAAGCUGAUUAAGCUCUAAUUUGGAUAGAACCAUUCUGUACUUAUUUGUUGUUGCCAACUUAUCAAGUUACCUAAUGUUUCCCUCAUUAUUUUGUUUGUUCAUCUUCUGUUUUUCUGAUCGUUGUGUGCAUUUCUCUGAGCAACAGCGCAGUGGUAAUUGCUGAGGAAGCACGUUAGAUUCUAAAGUAAUUUGAUAUUUCUAUCAGCUGUGGUCAGUUUGAAGGAGCUCUAGGUUGGGCGUUUGCCAAUAUAAUAUGAAGUGCGAUUACAACGUAUGUUUUUGCAUUUAUAGAAGUCAUAUAAGUAGAACUUUCGGGAGAGGUAGAGGUGGUGACAUCGCAAUGAUAGGACUGCUACAAGCAGUUAUGGAGAAGUAAGUUCACAAAGGCGAUUUGCGGUUGAUGCUACAAAAGAUGCAAGUUUCAAGCCCUCAAACAUGCAAAUUGGAGGGAGGUAAAUUUUGAAGAAGCAUAGCCAAUGGUGAUCACUAUCUUCUCAUCAGCUGAGCAAGUCUUAGCCCUUGCAUCAUGCUUCUUUAAUGAACGCAAAGCUAGAUGGGGGUAAUUUCUUACCUGUUCUCUCCUUGUGUUGAUUUGGAUGAGGAUGAUGUUAUGUCAUAUCUAGACCCAGCUUUAUGUUCAUUUUGGUCCUUCAGCAUGCAAUCGUCUUCUUCAGCUGAGUCGUCCAAAGCCGGCAUUAUCAUCCUUCGCUCCAAUGUUUGGUCAAUUCUUAGUUCCUGAUCAGAGUGCGCGUGUUCUUAGUGUCACAGAUGGAUUAUUACAUUAAGGAAAGCUAUUUAUCAUGAUCUAUCUCAUACUUAUCUCAAUGGUGCUUCUGGUAAAAGGUUAAAUUGCGGGGGAGUUGUUCAUUUUGUUCCUGGAAUUGCAAAUCUUUACUGCUUUCUUGGGAGGCCUCCCAAAGGUGAAUUCAGAAGCUUGGUAUUACUGAUAAUCCUUGACUAGAGUCACGAGACAGAUGUGAUUGCAUGUAGCAUAUAAUAGAUGAGCAAAAUGGAGUGCUUCGAACAUAAGUACUGUUAUCACAUAACCUCUCGAGUGUAUAAAGACAUCUGUGUGGUUUUAAGAUCGCAACCGUUUUUAGGUUUACAUGUGGUACUUUCCUUGUUUAAAUAUUUGCUGAAAAGUAAGGAAAAUGUACCGAGGAUAUCAGUUUAUUACUCGCUAUGACAGAAGAUGAAAUGGUUCAUUCAAGUCAGGACUCUGAAGCUCAGGUGCUCGGGCUCAGUGCAUAGAUAAAAAAACACAUACAUAUGAACCAGAGAUACAGAUGUUAUCCUAGCAUCACCAAAGUGGGAUAGAUCAUAGACUCACAUUUUCAUCUUUCUCUACUUAUUUAAACCGGAAAAGCAGGGAAAAAAAAGAAGAAGAAAACUCUCCGUUUAUAACCUUUUAAAACCAUCGAGUGCACAAUCCGUCGUCAUCAGUAAUUUGUCUUAAAAGUUAUGUUUUAGCCAAUUAUAUUGGUAACUCUUAUAACGGGGAAGAGUUACAGAAAAUAUUUGUGGUUUGAUUUUUAUUUUUUUUUUUUCAAAUUUCACCUGUGUAAUUUUAUUUUAUUUUUCUGUAGGCUCUAGUAUUUCAUGACAAAUAAAAACUCUUUUGUAGUCCCGGAUGGUAGUAGGCUCUUUGCCAUUUGCCUCUGAUAACUAGAAAUCAACUUGAAUUAAUGACUCAUUCUCUACCCAUUACAGCAAACAUAGCUUUACCGCCAAUUUUAAUCCCAAAUUCCAAAAACCCUCCAAAUAGAAAACAGUUAAUCUCUCUGCUGCAAAGUUGCAGACACAGUAAUCAAAUCACACCAAUACAUGCUAAAAUCAUAAGAAACAAUUAUCACAAUGACGCCUUUGUUGUCUUUGAGCUACUUCGUGUUUGUUCCAAUCUCAGCUCUAUUAACUACGCAUCCAAAAUCUUCUCUUUCACUGAAAACCCAAAUGUAUAUCUCUACACUGCCCUCAUUGAUGGAUUUGUGCUUUCGGGAAGUUUCAUUAGUGGGAUUCACUUAUAUUAUCAGAUGAUCAAUUUGUCAAUUGUACCUGAUAACUAUGUUAUCACUUCUGUUUUAGAAGCUUGUGGGUUUCAAUUAGCGUUGAAACAAGGUAUACAGGUUCAUUGCCAGGUCUUGAAACUUGGGUUGAGUUCUAAAAGGUUAAUGAGAUUGAAAUUGAUGAAGUUUUACGGCAAAUGUGGAUCCCUGAAAGAUGCGGAGAGGCUAUUCGAUGAAAUGCCUGAACGAGAUGUUGUUGCAUCAACAAUUAUGAUAAAUUCUUACUUCGAGCAUGGAUUGAUUCAAGAGGCUAUUCGUGUUUUUAAUCUGAAUAAGAGUAAAGAUACGGUGUGUUGGACUGCGGUGAUUGAUGGGUUGGUUAGGAAUGGAGAGAUGAAUAGAGCUUUAGAGGUGUUUAGAGAAAUGCAAAGAGAGGAUGUGCGGCCUAAUGAAGUUACUAUUGUUUGUGUUUUGUCUGCUUGUUCACAGCUCGGGACUUUGGAGCUCGGAAGAUGGGUGCAUUCUUAUAUGGGGAAGUAUGGAAUUGGGAUCAAUCAUUUUGUUGGCGGUGCUUUGAUUAAUAUGUAUUCUAGGUGUGGUGAUAUUGAUGAAGCAUGGCGAGUAUUUGAGGAGAUGAAAGAGAGAAAUGUUAUCACCUACAAUUCUAUGAUUGUGGGGUUUUCCUUGCAUGGGAAGAGCAGUGAAGCCAUUGAAUUAUUCAGGGGAAUGACAAAACAAGGACUUGAACCUACUAGUGUCACUUUUGUUGGUGUGUUGAAUGCUUGUAGUCAUGGGGGUUUGGCAGAUCUAGGAUUUGAAAUCUUUAACUCUAUGGCUAGGGAUUACAAGGUUGAACCACAAAUUGAGCACUAUGGAUGCAUGGUUGAUCUUCUAGGUCGGCUAGGUCGGGUUGAAGAGGGAUAUGAUUUUAUUAAAACAAUGAGAGUAGCACCGGAUCAUGUUAUGCUGGGAGCUUUACUAAGUGCUUGUAAGAUUCAUGGAAACGUGGAAUUAGGAGAAGAGAUUGCAAGAAGUUUGGUGGAUUGUGGAAAUGCAGAUUCAGGAACUUAUGUUUUGCUAUCAAAUGUGUAUUCUUCAUCAGGGAAAUGGAAAGAAGCAGCACAAGUGAGAGCAGAGAUGAAACAGGGGGGAAUGGAAAAGGAACCAGGUUGCAGUUCCAUUGAAGUCAACAAUAAGAUUCAUGAGUUCCUUUUGGGAGAUAUCAGACACCCUCAAAAGGAAGCAAUCUAUAAAAAGCUAGAAGAGUUGAACCAAAGAUUAACAUUGGAAGGGUAUACUCCUGAAACAGAAGUAGUGCUGCAUGAUAUUGAGAACUGGGAGAAAGAACGGGCUUUGGCAAUACAUAGUGAGAGGCUUGCAAUAUGCUAUGGACUAAUCUCGAGUGAAGCAUUUACUACAAUAAGGGUUGUAAAAAAUUUGAGGGUAUGCAAUGACUGCCACUCAAUGAUCAAGCUCAUUUCUAAGAUUACCAAGAGAAAAAUAGUGGUCAGGGAUCGCAAUAGGUUUCACCAUUUCGAACAUGGCACUUGUUCGUGUGGGGACUACUGGUGAAAUGAAACUGUAAAUUUUCCUAUGCUCUCUGUAUAAAGAAUCCAUAUACAUUCCCCCUUUCACAACUUUCUUCAAAAAUGGUCCAAGGAAUUCUUCUUCAA